AUGAAGAAAUCUUUCAAUACAAGAACCAAAAAUUCCAACUCUAAAAACUCAAGAAAUCUUUUACAAUCAUAUAUGUCUACAAAUGAAAUAGUAAACAGAAAAUCAAAGCUUUUCCCUUGUACUGAAGGUGAAAAGUUUUUUAAACAUCACUCAAGUCUUGUUGUGCACAUGAGAACUCACACAGGGGAGAAACCGUUCUCAUGUAGGGAAUGUGGGAAACGUUUUGGUAGUAAAUCAGAGCUUAACAAACACCAGAGAACUCACACAGGAGAGAAACCUUUCUCAUGUUCAGAAUGUGGGAAACGUUUUGGUAGUAAAUCAGAGCUUAUCAGGCAUCAGAGAACUCACACAGGAGAGAAACCUUUCUCAUGUUCUGAAUGUGGGAAAUGUUUUAGCAAUAAAUCACAUUUUGCUGAACACCAGAGAACUCACACAGGAGUGAAACCGUUCUCAUGUACGGAAUGUGGAAAAUGUUUUGUUAGUAAAUCAGCGCUUAACAAACAUCAGAGAACUCACACAGGAGAGAAGCCUUUCUCAUGUUCUGAAUGUGGGAAAUGUUUAAGCGCUAAAUCAAGUCUUGUUGAUCACCAGAAAAUUCACACAGGAGAGAAACCUUUCUCGUGUUCAGAAUGUUGGAAAUGUUUUGUUAGUAAAUCAGAUCUUAACAUACACCAGAGAACUCACACAGGAGAGAAACCGUUCUCAUGUAUGGAAUGUGGAAAAUGUUUUAUCAGUAAAUCACAACUUGUAAGUCACAACAGAACUCACAAAGGAGAGAAACCUUUCUCGUGUUCUGAAUGUGGGAAAUGUUUUGUUAGUAAAUCAGAGCUUAACAAACACCAGAUAACUCACACAGGAGAGAAACCUUUCUCAUGUUCUGAAUGUGGGAAAUGUUUAAGCAGUAAAGCAAGUCUUGUUGAACACCAGAGACGUCACACAGGAAAUAAACCUUUCUCGUGUUCAGAAUGUGGGAAAUGUUUUGUUAGUAAACCAGUGCUUAACAUACACCAGAGAACUCACACAGGAGAGAAACCUUUCUCAUGUUCUGAAUGUGGGAAAUGUUUAAGCAGUAAAUCAAGUCUUGUUGAACACCAGAGACGUCACACAGGAAAUAAACCUUUCUCGUGUUCAGAAUGUGGGAAAUGUUUUGUUAGUAAACCAGUGCUUAACAAACACCAGAAAACUCACAUAGGAGAGAAACCUUUCUCAUGUUCUGAAUGUGGGAAAUGUUUUAGCAAUAAAUCACAUUUGCUUGAACACCAGAGAACUCACACAGGAGAGAAACCGUUCUCAUGUACGGAAUGUGGAAAAUGUUUUGUUAGUAAAUCACAUCUUGUAAGUCACAACAGAACUCACACAGGAGAGAAGCCUUUCCCAUGUUCUGAAUGUGGGAAAUGUUUAAGCAGUAAAUCAAGUCUUGUUGAACACCAGAGAACUCACACAGGAGAGAAGCCUUUCCCAUGUUCUGAAUGUGGAAAAUGUUUUAGCAGUAAAUCACAUUUUGUAGACCACCAGAGAACUCACACAGGAGAGAAACCGUUCUCAUGUACGGAAUGUGGAAAAUGUUUUAGCCGUAAAUCAUAUCUUGUAAGUCACAACAGAACUCACACAGGAGAGAAGCCUUUCUCGUGUUCUGAAUGUGGGAAAUGUUCUGUUAGUAAAUUAGAAUUUAACAGGCAUCAGAGAACGCACACAGGAGAGAAACCGUUCUUGUGUUCAGAAUGUGGGAAAUGUUUUCUCUGUAAAUCACAUCUUGUUGAGCACAAGAGAACUCACACAGGAGAGAAACCGUUUUCAUGUAUGGAAUGUGGUAAAUCUUUUAGCCAUAAAUUAAUACUUGUAAGCCACAACAGAACUCACACGGGAGAGAAACCUUUCUCAUGUUCUGAAUGUGGAAAAUGUUUUGGCUUUAAAUCAAAUCUUGUUGCUCAUAAGAGAGCUCACACAGGUUUAUUGUCAUGUUAA
Pelobates cultripes (western spadefoot toad) is the source of this 1965-nucleotide messenger RNA. The record is from the annotation of a GenBank genome assembly. NCBI's taxonomy places the organism in Eukaryota, Metazoa, Chordata, Amphibia, Anura, Pelobatidae.